Ambispora gerdemannii is the source of this 380-nucleotide messenger RNA. The record is from the annotation of a GenBank genome assembly. Lineage: Eukaryota; Fungi; Glomeromycota; Glomeromycetes; Archaeosporales; Ambisporaceae.
UCGACCCCGAUCCAAUUUGCACUGAAUAUAUAUUUAAUCUAACUAAUCUAUCUGAGGAUCCAACUAAGCGUGUGUAUCUGUUCAUGUUCAAUGCAUAUAAGAACGCAGCAUUCUCUGAGAACAAUAUAGAGGAUAACACAGACGAGGCAAAGAAUAUCAAUAUAGACAAGAUAAAGCGCAUCGAAUUCACUUUUGAGAAAUUAGAUUCAUCGCAGUUGAAUUAUCGUUCUUAUAUAAGAGCAGGUUUUUUUGAUAGAGGUAUUGAAUACAAUAAUAAUUUACUGGAGUCGCUUUUAGGCGAAGAUAAAAAGAACAGUGGGGGCCUCGAUGCGCGCGAUCAAGCAUUCAGGAAUAAUCAAUAUGUUCUUUCACCAUUUCAA